ACCCUAGCCACUCUCCCCCGCAACUAUACAUUAACCUGCUAAAACCUAACCCUAAUUUUCUUCUCUGUGUGCGAAGUAGAUCUCAGCUCUUCUCGCCGUCCUUGUCUCCAGAGCUCCCAAAGCGCCAUAAUUGUCGUAGAAGAUGGUGAGAGUUAGUGUGUUGAAUGAUGCUCUUAAGAGCAUGUACAAUGCUGAGAAGAGGGGAAAGCGUCAAGUCAUGAUUAGGCCUUCUUCCAAAGUCAUCAUCAAGUUCCUUAUUGUCAUGCAGAAGCAUGGGUACAUUGGAGAAUUUGAGUAUGUUGAUGAUCACAGGUCAGGAAAAAUUGUAGUUGAACUGAAUGGUAGAUUGAACAAGUGUGGUGUCAUUAGUCCUCGUUUUGAUGUUGGAGUUAAGGAGAUUGAAGGAUGGACUGCUAGGUUGUUGCCUUCCAGACAGUUUGGAUACAUUGUACUGACUACAUCUGCCGGUAUCAUGGACCAUGAGGAGGCUAGAAGGAAGAAUGUGGGUGGAAAGGUUCUUGGUUUCUUUUAUUAAGCUCCUUAUGUUGACAAGGAUGAACACCCAGUUUUGGUGUACUUCGGCCUUCAUUACGAUUGAAAUGGUUCUCAGUUUGUUUUGAGUUUUGUUUCCUUUCAAUUGUCAGUAGGGAUAUUAUCUGCAUUUCGUGGACAAGAUUAUCAAUACUGUUAACUUGGAUCCAUUUGAACUUGGAAGCCUUCUUAAAGCGCUUGUCAUUUUAGUCACUGAGUAAAUGGUUUGUAAUCUUUUGUUGUGUCAA
This is a messenger RNA of Nicotiana attenuata, 779 nucleotides long. RefSeq names its product 40S ribosomal protein S15a-1. Gene Ontology annotation, biological process: translation. Gene Ontology annotation, molecular function: structural constituent of ribosome. The record is from RefSeq and is a predicted model, not a curated record. The coding region runs from base 143 to 535 and encodes 130 amino acids. The transcript is spliced from 4 exons. NCBI's taxonomy places the organism in Eukaryota, Viridiplantae, Streptophyta, Magnoliopsida, Solanales, Solanaceae. Gene Ontology annotation, cellular component: cytosolic small ribosomal subunit; ribosome.